UUUAAUUUAGUUUGUCUGGGAAAGCCGAAUUGAAUAAGCGUAGCGUUUCGCGGCGCGCUGGUGCUCCCGGUUAUAAAAAACUUAAAUAAAUAAAUGACAAAACCAAAAGUCAAGGAAAAGGCGUUUACAGUGCGAUGCUAAAAAGUCACGGUACAAAAAAUUAAUUGAAAUCUAAAAACGCUUUACAUACUAUGUACAAAUAUUUGUAUAUAAUCGCGGCAUUAUAUUAAUGCAUGGAAGCUCGGAUAAGAGUUCCGCAAUCGCCAACUGACACAAUUUUUCGAAUUCGUCAGGAUUUAACCUUCUGAUUUUCACCGAAUCCGUUUUGUGUGUGAUGCAUAAGAAAAUAAUUUCAUUAUGAAAUAAAAUUGGAUAUUAAAAAAAUCAAAUUAAUUAGUGCAGUGCAAAACGGUGAAUUGGUUUUGGCGUAAAAAGAAAAGGAAAUUUCACAAAUUCGCAAUGAAUUUAUGGAAAGGAGAACUGAAGUAAUAGCGCAGUCAGUGGGAAGAAUGUGCGUAUAUGAAAGGUGCAUAUACUAUAUGUACGGGUAUAUGCAUAUAAAUAGAUAGUUACAUAUGCGUGUAAAUACAAGCAUGUGCACAAAUACAUAGCAUGGGAACGCGAGCCAAAAGCUUAGGCAUUCCAUGCAUAACUACAAGCUAAUAAGCAAAGUGGAAAACAACAAAAAUGAAAAAAUAAAAAAACAAAAUAUUUAAUGUGGUUGGUAGGGUGUAGAUCUCUGACAGAUGGGCACUCGGUCGGUGGAUCUUGUGUCACAUGUGCUUAGGAGAGUGAUACGCGUUUGAAAUCAUAAUACAAAGCGGAGAUGAACAUCUCAAGUCGUUAUCUAAUUCCACAACUAAUUGAAUAUAUUCACGAGCACAAUAACAACAAAUUGAACGCAUUCGCCAGCAAUCAAAGCAGCAGCAACGGCAACUACAAUUACAACGAAAACUGAAUAGCAUACACACAUACAUACAUAUGGAUUGUAUCAGCAAACACUAGUCUAUGUAGGGGCAUUGUUGUCCCAAUGAGACCAGAUGACACAAAUAACAUUCAACUUCCAUAAAUAUGCAAUUAGAGUUUGAACGUCGAACAAAUAAAAAUGGCUUUUCCUAUACAUAUGAAUCAAAAGAGAAUACCAAGGUGUGCCAAUUUAAUCUAGCGGGUUUCAACGUUUAAUGGAUAAAAACAUAUUACAGCUGCAUUACUAUUUAAGGUGAAUAUCGCAAGUACGCAGCGGCUGAAAGGAAAUUCAGGAAAAUCGAUUUCUCAUUGUUUGACAUACGAACCACAAACGCACAGAGGGGUCAACAACUAAAGGAAAGCAGUCACAAAGAUGGGGUUGUGCUCACGAAAAUUGCAUAGAACUAAAAUAUCGGCGAAAACAAAAUCGAGACAUGAUUACAACGGAAAAAGCAGACAUGAGGACUCUGAUUACUAAACAUUCUACGAAUUUAUUGUUGAAGUGUAAUUAACCACCAUCGAAACAUCAGCAAACGCAAAGACCGUUGCUGCGCUAUCAAAAAUGAGGGUUCGCAAAAUACCCCUUCCGUUGCCCAACACGGGGCUGAUGCAUCGAAAAAGGAACACUUAUUACAUACGCGUAAUUAUCGGUGUAGCGCUAAUCGUAUUCGUACUAAUGCAGUUGCAUGUCUUUAAUUACACGGAUUCUCGUGAAAUGUCGAUGAUUGGUGAACCAACAAAUGACUCAAUCGACGCGAUGCUCUCCAUGGUGCCCUCUGUGCUGCAUAAGUUCUUAACGCCCAAAUCGAGAAAUCAAACAGCCGCAGCUCACAUGCAGCACAAUAGCACCAGUGGUGGCAGGUAUAACGGCUCCUACACGGAUUACUAUCAUCCGCCGAAUAUUACGGAGAUAAAGCAACAAAUCGCGAAAUACAAUGAACUGCAAAUAGUUUUAAAUGAGGACACUUAUGGUCCCCUACAAAAUGAUUCUGUGAUAAUCGUAGUACAGGUGCAUACACGUAUAACUUAUUUACGCCAUUUGAUCGUUAGUUUGGCGCAGGCUAAAGAUAUUUCCAAGACUCUAUUAAUAUUCUCCCACGACUAUUACGAUGAUGACAUCAAUGAUUUGGUGCAAACAAUCGACUUUUGUAAAGUGAUACAGAUAUUUUAUCCUUACUCAAUACAAACACAUCCGAAUGAGUUUCCCGGCGUCGAUCCAAACGAUUGUCCGCGGGAUAUGAAAAAGGAUCAUAAUAUUAUCACCUUCUUCAUAAAUAGAGCUAUAAUACGUAAGUGCAAUAAUGCGCUAUAUCCCGAUCUAUACGGGCAUUAUAGGGAAGCGAAGUUCACGCAGACCAAGCAUCAUUGGUGGUGGAAGGCGAAUCGUGUGUUCGAUCAAUUAGAUGUGACCCGUUAUCAUACUGGUCUGGUUUUGUUCCUAGAGGAAGAUCAUUAUGUAGCCGAAGAUUUUCUUUAUCUGCUCGAAAUGAUGCAAUCGUCGGUCGGCAGUCUGUGUCCGCAGUGCGAUAUACUCUCAUUGGGCACAUAUUUAAAAACAUUCAAUUACUACACCUACAACAGCAAAACUAAUAAGAAAUCCCCUAGCAGCCAAUAUGCUUCCUCGCUGCUCACUUCCAGCAAUUUAUUAGGAUAUAAUCGCAAUAAAAAUAGAAAUUCACUGCAAAUGUCAUCGCACGCAUCGUCAUCGUCAUCGUCCACCUCAGCUGCGAAUAGUUUUAAUAAAAAGUAUUUUAACGAAAAUAAUAAAGACAAAGUGUAUGUGGGUGAUACAGCCACCAACACCAACGCACACAUCACUAACAACCAUAAUACCAUAACCACUUCCACCACAACCACAACAGAUAAAAGCGCCGCACAGCAAUCGUGGAGUUAUCACGUGCUACCAUCACUAUAUUCUAUCUAUCAGAAGGUCGAAGUGAUGCCCUGGAUAAGCAGUAAGCACAACAUGGGUUUCGCUUUCAAUCGCAGCACUUGGUCGACCAUACGAAAGUGUGCGCAACAUUUCUGUUUUUAUGAUGACUACAAUUGGGACUGGUCGCUGCAUUAUGUCUCCCAGCAGUGUUUGCAGAAGAAACUGCACGCGAUGAUCGUCAAAGGUCCCAGAGUCUUCCAUAUUGGCGAAUGCGGUGUCCAUCACAAGAAGAAGAAUUGUGAGUCCAAUCAAGUGAUAGCGAAGGUGCAACAAGUCUUACGUAUAGCUCGUAAGUCCAAACAGCUUUUCCCACGCAGCUUAUCGCUGACAGCGGCGAGUUUAGUGAAGAAAACCAAAUUGCGAAAAGGUAACGGCGGUUGGGGCGAUCGUCGGGAUCACCAGUUAUGUAUGAACAUGACUAAAUCAAUGCAUGAAAGUUGAAUUCAAACCAAAUAACCAGAAAAACGCAGAAUUAGCAAAAUUUAUACACAAACAUAUACACAAAAUAAUCGCAAAGAAUCACCAAAAAUUAUACCGUUUGGAACGGGUAGUAAAUUAGAGACUUUUUAACUAAUUAGAUUAUAUCUAGAACAGUUUUUCGGACCACUGUAAGAGAACUAAACUAAUUUGAAGGUUAGGUUUUCCUUUUUCGUAGCAAUAUUCACAUAUCUAGCUGUAAUGUUAACUUUAUUCACGACUUCAAAAAAUCUCAUUAAUUUUAUUAUCAAUACGAUGGCAAUAACAGUUUUUAUCAUUUCACACUUCUAGUAGGUGCCAUGCAUAAAAGUAACUUUUUUUAUUGUUUAAAUACCUUUAGUUGAGAAAUAUUACGAAAUUUUAAAUAUGUAGAAUGAUUAUUUAAACGCCAUACUUUCUGAUUAAUAUAAAUAAUUUUUUUCCAUUUCUGCAGUCGCACAGAUCUAAAAUUUUAUUUUGGUUAUAGCUGUUUAAGUUUCUAUAACAUUUAUUAUGGGAGACAUGUCCAUAUAUCCGAUAUAUAUAUUUUUCCCCUUUCGCUUAAUUUCUAAACACUUUUAUUUUUUUUUUCUUAAUGAAUAUGUCGCUAAUAUCGUGUAGCUUUUUAAAUAAAAAAAAUUGGAGUUAAAGAAGCAGAAUUAUAAUGAUUUUAAGCUUUUAUGCAUUCGUUUACUAGAUUAUUUGUUUAUUGUUGUUAUUUAUUUUCUUUUUUUGGAAGAACAAUUGAAUAUUAGUAUAGAAAAUAUAUAAAAAAAAAACAAUUCUCAUGCCCUUCAAUCACAAAAACCGUUAAACUACUUUAUAAAUACGCAUUUUUUAAAUCUACCUGUCAUUCUGGAAUUUUUGUUUUGUUUUACUAAUAAAAAUGUACUAUUAAACAAUUAUUUAGUUCUAUUUUAUUUUGUUUUACUAAUAUUGUUUUCGUUUUUAGCUUUUUUAAUUGCAUUUAUUUUUAUGUUUAUGUUAUAUUUCACUUAUCUCACUUUUAAUGAAAUGCAUUUGUAACUAAAAAUGUGGGUUUUAGGUUUUUUGAGCAGAAGGUUAUUCUACAAAUUGUUUGUAAUAUUCCAACAUAGUUCGUACUAAGGAACUAAUGAUUUUUGUUUAAUAAUGAACUACUUUUUGUAAAUGUUUAACAAUAUCUAGCAACAACUUAUUAGCCAUUCAGUUUGAUCUUUUCAUCUUUCAACUUCUCGGUGCAAAACAUACAGAGUUGUAUUUACUCAAAUUUUUUAAACACUUUCGUGCAAUAUAAAAUGAGUGAUAUGAUUUCGAUGUAUGUAAAUGUAUUACUAGACUAAAAACAAUAUAGAGUCAAUAUAUAUAUAUAUAUUAAUUAACAUUCUGGAGUGUUUGAUGAAUUUUCGAUGAACUACGCCAUAUCUUGAUUCAAGGCCUUUUGUUGAAAUCGCUUCUGAAUCAGACUAAAGUCUCAUAAGCCAGCAAUUUUAGUGUGACUAUCUACGAUUCUGGAGUGUUCUGAAAUAAAAAAUUAAUAUACAUAUGUCCAUAAAAUAAUAUUAUCUACUUAUCACAAUUUCUUUGGGCAGCGGUGCUAACAUAAAAAAACAUUAUUUUGCUUUAUAAUUUACUUUAAUACAUAGCGUAAACAUAUUUUUAGUAGAUAUUAUAGUUGUUGCUGGAAAUUUGAUUUUUAAAUUUCGGUCACAUCUGCUUCCAAGAUUAGCUAACCUCUACGAAAUGUAUAGUCAUACGUUUUUACAUACAUCCUACAUACAUAUUUAUGAAUGACAUUUGUUUUUUACUGUAGCAGGAGUAAUACUAUAAGCUCACCUAACAUAUGUACGGCAUACUCUGUCGUUUGUUCAAAAAUAUAUCAGUAGAUUAAAUAAUAACCAAAUAUGUAUGACGUGUAGCUAUGGUAAAUAUAACCUAAUACUACGAAAUUCCAAACGAAUUAACUUAUAUGAUUAGUGAAGCUCUUUUGGUCUCUAGAGACCCACCAAAAACUGUUAUUAAUUAAAAUGGCAAUAAUAUAUGUAUGUUUUUAUCCACACAAGACAAAUAUCUAGAAUUUAAAGGUGCAUAAACAUAUAUAUAUAUUUUAUAUAUAUACACUUUGUACAUUACUAAUAAUAAAUAUUUAACUGGUUUAUAAACAUUCACAAAUGCUUUUGUGCGUUCGUAUGAUGGCAGCCAAUAAAUUUAGUAAAGUUCCCAGUUCUGAGGCAAAAUAGAGGUUAGGUACAACAUAAGAAAAUGCGAAAUAGUGGCACUGAAAAAAGUCUAGUCAUUUAUGUAUACAUAAAUUAAUAUAUACCAAUAAGCAUAACGAAUAAAUAAGAGUGAAGAAACCAAUAAAAUUAAGCCAAACCCAUCUUAUUCUCAUAAAUUAGCUAUAGGCAAUAGAAGGUUUUAAGGAUUUGACUAGACAUAUACAUACACAAAAAAUUGUAAUGCAAAAACUCACAUUAUAAAUUAAGUUUCCGUCCAGAUAUAAAACAUCACGUUUACGUUUUGAAUAAAACAUGUUCGCAAAAAAAUGCACAUUUUCACUGAACAAUCCCCGGAGUACUCUUAUUGCUUACUUAUUUUGAAUUAUAUAUGCAUGUGUGUGUACCUAAGUAGAAUAUUUUCUUGCACUAAGCGGAAGUUCCUUUCAACAAACUCAGUCACCAAAUUUUUGAAUUCAAUUUAGGACAUCGGUUUUGACUAGUCAACAUCUCUUCAUUAGGGUGUGCGCAUAGAAACGAAAACGAUCAAAACAAACAGACACUAAUUUAUUAAUGUAGCAUAAAAUAGUUAAUUUAAGUAUUUAUCAAUUAUUAUCUACUAAAUGAUUAAA
This is a messenger RNA of Bactrocera neohumeralis, 6182 nucleotides long. It is a transcript of the gene Mgat2, whose product is annotated as alpha-1,6-mannosyl-glycoprotein 2-beta-N-acetylglucosaminyltransferase. The coding region runs from base 1529 to 3340 and encodes 603 amino acids. The record is from RefSeq and is a predicted model, not a curated record. Gene Ontology annotation, cellular component: Golgi membrane; Golgi stack. Gene Ontology annotation, molecular function: alpha-1,6-mannosylglycoprotein 2-beta-N-acetylglucosaminyltransferase activity. NCBI's taxonomy places the organism in Eukaryota, Metazoa, Arthropoda, Insecta, Diptera, Tephritidae. The transcript is spliced from 12 exons. Gene Ontology annotation, biological process: oligosaccharide biosynthetic process; protein N-linked glycosylation.